Molecule: messenger RNA, 444 nt
Organism: Staurois parvus
Lineage: Eukaryota; Metazoa; Chordata; Amphibia; Anura; Ranidae
Source: the annotation of a GenBank genome assembly
CCUCCCCUUCAGUCUUACACAGGUGUACUGGCUCCUCCCCUUCAGUCUUACACAGGUGUGCCGGCUCCUCCCCUUCAGUCUUGCACAGGUGUACUGGCUCCUCCCCUUCAGUCUUGCACAGGUGUGCCGGCUCCUCCCCUCCAGUCUUGCACAGGUGUGCCGGCUCCUCCCCUCCAGUCUUGCACAGGUGUGCCGGAUCCUCCCCUCCAGUCUUGCACAGGUGUACCGGCUCCUCCCCUUCAGCCUUGCACAGGUGUACCGGCUCCUCCCCUCCAGUCUUACACAGGUGUACCGCCUCCUCCCCUCCAGUCUUGCACAGGUGUGCCGGCUCCUCCCCAUCAGUCUUGCACAGGUGUGCCGGCUCCUCCCCAUCAGUCUUGCACAGGUGUCCCGGCUCCUCCCCUCCAGUCUUGCACAGGUGUCCCGGCUCCUCCCCUCCAGUCU